UCGUUUUAUUUCUAUGUUUUGGAGAAGAAGAAGAAGAAGAAAAUAUCUCCCACUAUCCAGCUAGUCGGAGUGGUCUAUCGCUUGCUUUGACCGCUGAUUGUUACUUAUAAUCAUCCCAAACAACUCCUUCCUUUUUAUAUUAGAAGAAAUAGCUAUAUGAAGAGUCUCCGGUGUAAAGGGGAAACGGCUCCAACUCACGAUGGAAGACUGCUUGCACACCUCUUCAGAGAACCUGUCUAAGCUGGUCCGCUGGGCCCACAGUCACGGCACCAUCUGUGCUCUCAUCCCGAACCUCAAACACCUGCUUACCGAGGGUUCCCAUGGGAACCUGACAGCCAUGUGGGGGUGCAGCGCGGGCCACGCCUACCACUGGCCCCUCCCCGCCACCUGUAAAACAGGCCAGAAGGAGCGGGGGGGCUGCUUCCAGGACAGCCGAAGCAUCAACUCAGACAGCCUCAGUGUCCAGGGAGGGGCCUCAGCCCGUCAGAGCAGCCCAGGAGGUGAGAGGUUUCUGGGCCGCUCCACCAAGGCCAAGGGAGGUGACAGCAGUCAGACACGGGACUCCUGCGACUUCUCCAACUGCAGCGACGACAACACCGAGGCAGACGACAACACCGAAGAGUAUAACAGCAACCUGUUUGAUAUUGUCUGUGAGUCUUCAGCCACGACGGACGAGGAUGGAGACGUAGACUACGAGCCUCAUCACAGACCCAGGAAGAGGGGUCCCCCGGGGGGCAUGCCCGGCCCCCAGAGACCAGGGUCCGAGGACAGGGGACAGGGGGACAAGUCAGUGAAGAAGAUCAAGCAGGAGACUGCUGAGGACUUUUACACAGUACCUAAAGCCCAGCUAGCAGCAGGGGUAGGUACUGACUCUGGCCUAGCCUCUCACUCAGUCUCUCAGUCCCCAAAACCUAAUAAUUCCCUGUCCCACCAUGCAUUGCCACACAAACCCUUGCAACUGGACGCCGACUGUUUGGUUGGUGGUGUGUCGUCGUCUCUGUUGGGCCACUCCUUUCCUCACAAACCUCUCCGAGGCUCUAUCUCCAGCUCUGUCUCCAAACCUUCCAUGAUGAGCACUAGUUCUCCCAGACAUCAGGACCUGUCUUCGGUGUCGACCCAGGGCCUGAGCACUCUCCCUGGGGCAGGUAGUGAGCUGAUGGAGGACCUGCUGAACCAUGGAGGAUCUGAGGGACCGUUGGGGAACCUGACUCCCGCCUCUCCCAGUGGGAUGAACCCUGACCUGGACCUCCUGGGAGCAGAGACCAAAGGAGAGGCAACAGACGUAAUCUGGCCCACCUCUUCAAGCCACUGCCUGACCAGCGAACCGGCAGAGGAGAGGCGGCGCGUCGAAGAGUUUGUUGCUAGAAUAGAUCUGGGUCAGCUACUGAGUCUACAGACAGUCAUCCAACAGGUUCUGUCUUUCCGUGACAAGAAAAUGGAGAGAGGGGAAGAGAGGAGAACGGAGAGAGGACAGGAUUGGAAAACGGAGAGAGGGGAAGAGAGGAGAACGGAGAGAGGACAGGAUUGGAAAACGGAGAGAGGGGAAGAGAGGAGAACGGAUAGAGGACAGGAUUGGAAAACUGAGAGAGGGGAAGAGAGGACAACGGAGAGAGGGCAGGAUUGGAGAAUGGAGAGAGAGGAAGAGAGGAGACCGGGGAGAGGGGAGGAUUGGAGAGGGGAAGAGAGGAGAGGGCAGUUCCAUGAGGAUAGAGCUCCCAGUCAUUAUCCCCAGCCCCACAUUUAUCAACCCAACACCCAUCAGCAACAGACCCAGUUCCAGUCCCAUCUUGAAACCCACCAGCCACAGCUUCAACCCCAGCCUGAGCCGACGCGCUGGCGAGGCCGUCACCGGGAGCAGCUGCAGGGCCAGCAGGAGCUCUACCCCGGCUCAGGAGUCCUGCUGUCCUCCCUGCAGCUGGCUGCCAUGUUUCAGGAGGCCAGAGGGAACUGCAUGAGACUCUUCCAUCUCCUAUUCGAGCAUUUCUUCACCGAGGAAGACCUCAUAGGGGCGGUGGCCUUCGGCAGGAGGGGCAAAGUACCCGACGGCAAGAAGAUUCUUGACCGCAGAACGGUGGACGCAAUCAUAGCAUACGUCCUCCACUGCUCUGCCCUGGAUGGAUGGACGUCGGUGGAGUCGUCCAAACUGAAGAAAGCAUGCAUCAAUAAGUGUAGACUGAGGAUGUGUCAGAGGAGAAUUGUUACAUGUCCUGACGACUUUCCGCAGGUCAGGGUCUGAGGAUCCUACCGUUGUGGAGGAAAGGAGGUCAUAAUGUCUGCCUUCUGUUAGACAUGAGACCAUGUCUGCCUUCUGUUAGACAUGAGACCAUGUCUGCCUUCUGUUAGACAUGAGACCAUGUCUGCCUUCUGUUAGACAUGAGACCAUGUCUGCCUUCUGUUAGACAUGAGACCAUGUCUGUCUUCUGUUAGACAUGAGACCAUGUCUGUCUUCUGUUAGACAUGAGACCAUGUCUGUCUUCUGUUAGACAUGAGACCAUGUCUGCCUUCUGUUAGACAUGAGACCAUGUCUGCCUUCUGUUAGACAUGAGACCAUGUCUGCCUUCUGUUAGACAUGAGACCAUGUCUGCCUUCUGUUAGACAUGAGACCAUGUCUGUCUUCUGUUAGACAUGAGACCAUGUCUGUCUUCUGUUAGACAUGAGACCAUGUCUGUCUUCUGUUAGACAUGAGACCAUGUCUGUCUUCUGUUAGACAUGAGACCAUGUCUGUCUUCUGUUAGACAUGAGACCAUGUCUGUCUUCUGUUAGACAUGAGACCAUGUCUGUCUUCUGUUAGACAUGAGACCAUGUCUGUCUUCUGUUAGACAUGAGACCAUGUCUGUCUUCUGUUAGACAUGAGACCAUGUCUGUCUUCUGUUAGACAUGAGACCAUGUCUGUCUUCUGUUAGACAUGAGACCAUGUCUGUCUUCUGUUAGACAUGAGACCAUGUCUGUCUUCUGUUAGACAUGAGACCAUGUCUGUCUUCUGUUAGACAUGAGACCAUGUCUGUCUUCUGUUAGACAUGAGACCAUGUCUGUCUUCUGUUAGACAUGAGACCAUGUCUGUCUUCUGUUAGACAUGAGACCAUGUCUGUCUUCUGUUAGACAUGAGACCAUGUCUGUCUUCUGUUAGACAUGAGACCAUGUCUGUCUUCUGUUAGACAUGAGACCAUGUCUGUCUUCUGUUAGACAUGAGACCAUGUCUGUCUUCUGUUAGACAUGAGACCAUGUCUGUCUUCUGUUAGACAUGAGACCAUGUCUGCCUUCUGUUAGACAUGAGACCAUGUCUUUGUCUGGUCAAAAGUAGUGCUCUAUAUAGGGCUCUGGUCAAAAGUAGUGCUCUAUAUAGGGAAUAUGGUGCCAUUUUGAGCAUGGCCUGUGGGACGACGGGUUUUCUAAUCUGGAAGACGUGACGCCAUGGCCUGUGGGACGACGUGUUUUCUAAUCUGGAAGACAUGACGCCCGCGGAAUGCAGGGUUCUAUGUUCUUCACUUCCAUUUUUCCUGCAUUAAGUUAUUGUUGUUAGUGACGAUGUUAGACCAAUGACUGAAGGAGAAAUGCUGUGUGUAAUGAUGUUAGACCAAUGACUGAAGGAGAAAUGCUGUGUGUAAUGAUGUUAGACCAAUGACUGAAGGAGAAACGUUGACAGUAUGUUGCCCUGAAAUAAAUGGUCAAUACCCCUC
Oncorhynchus kisutch (coho salmon) is the source of this 3677-nucleotide messenger RNA. RefSeq names its product KIAA1958 ortholog. The record is from RefSeq and is a predicted model, not a curated record. The transcript has 6 exons. Gene Ontology annotation, cellular component: nucleoplasm. The coding region runs from base 200 to 2236 and encodes 678 amino acids. NCBI's taxonomy places the organism in Eukaryota, Metazoa, Chordata, Actinopteri, Salmoniformes, Salmonidae.